Messenger RNA from Cyanistes caeruleus (blue tit), 2792 nucleotides. It is a transcript of the gene POT1, whose product is annotated as protection of telomeres 1. NCBI's taxonomy places the organism in Eukaryota, Metazoa, Chordata, Aves, Passeriformes, Paridae. Gene Ontology annotation, biological process: telomere capping; regulation of telomere maintenance via telomerase. Gene Ontology annotation, molecular function: telomerase inhibitor activity; G-rich strand telomeric DNA binding. The record is from RefSeq and is a predicted model, not a curated record. Gene Ontology annotation, cellular component: chromosome, telomeric region; nuclear telomere cap complex.
GCCCGGCUGUACCUCCCUCCGUCCCGCAGCUGCCCUGCACACGGGCUCCACGGCUUUGGAAGUUCUUUCCGGGCACUGAGUAAACCGAAAGGGGAGUUUUGUUGGUAAUACGCCUGUGCUGAUGGUCUCGGUUUUAAGAGUCUUGGCUUCUUGUAACUGGUGGAUUCACUUUCUGAAGCGAUUAAUUAAUACCGUGUGACGUGUGGGAUCUGCAGAGUAGCCCUGUCCUCCUGAGGCCGCUACUUUUCAGUGUGUUGCUGCUUUCUAGAGAUGAAGUACUAGAGUUGAGAUAUUAAUGACUGUGUGAGAAUCCCUUUUCCUCAGAUAAAGCAGCUAUGCCUGUUCAGUUGCUGAAAAUCAUUAAAGGACAGUCUGAGAUUCCACUACCAAGCCAUUUGCAGAAGGAGAAUUUGCAACAUUUGCAAGAAGGCCGUGAUCACACCAACAAAUACAUUCAGGGAAUAGUUACUCUUUCCUAUCCAUUAACAAAACUCAGAGAUGGAACGGACUUUUUCAAGAUUGUUCUUCAAGAUUCGGAUAACUUGUGUUCCCAGAUCAACAGCAUCAGUGUUUUAAUAUAUGGAAAAAUGGCAGAGGAUUGUGCAAAAAUUAUACACCAUGGGGAAACCAUGAUAGUUGCAGGAUUUAAGGUGAUAAAAUUGCCUACAGCGAGAGAGGAUGGUAGACAUGAGUGUCACCUGGAAGUGUCUGAAGAAGCUGGAUCAGCCAUUUAUAUUUGCGUUAAAGCAGGAACAACGGCUGCAUCAGAAACUGCAUCUGUGUCUGUUGCUCCAAAAUAUGUUUAUACUCCACUCAAUCAUCUAAAAGAUGGAACUAUAGUGAACUUGUAUGGCGUUGUGAAAUUCUUCAAGCCUCCAUAUAUUAGCAAAGGAACUGAUUAUUGCUCAGUUGUAACACUGGUGGACCCAUCAAAUGUGAAGUUAACAUGCAAUCUUUUUAAUGGAAACGUAGAUUUUCUACCAAAAAUUUACAAAGUUGGAGAUAUUGUUCGAUUUCAUAGAAUAAAGAUCAGGGAAUACAAUGGACAGAUGCAGGGAAUUACCAGUGGGGGAUUUGCAUCCUUAACAUUUGAUGGAACUGUAGGAGCUCCAGUAGUUCCUCGAGCUUCUAGCAGAGACUACACUUUCCUGGAUGAAGAACAGAAAACAAUAGAAGAAUUGCGUAUUUGGGCAGCCAGUAAUAUUUCCAUCUCUGGACCAGCAACAAAAUUGUCUGGUGUUGAGCCAAUGCUGUUCUUUGAUCUUACGUGCCAGCUGGUAGGAAAAGCAAAAGUGGAUGGAUCUUCUUUUCUUCUAAAGGUUUGGGAUGGCACAAAAUGUCCCUACCCCACAUGGAAGGUGCCUGUGGAAGCAAAAGAUCUGGAAGGGGAAAAAGUUCUUCUUCAUCAGCUGAGAGAUCUAUCAGUGGACAUUCUAGUCUAUGAUAACCAUGUACACCUGGCAGAAUCACUUAAGAUUGGAUGUUUUCUGAGAAUUUACAGUAUUCAUACGAAACAAGCAAGUGCUGAAAAUGAAGAUGUCUCUCAUAUAGAAUUUCAUCUUCAUGGUGGCACUUGUUAUGGUCGAGGAAUAGGAGUCUUGCCAGAAAGUAACCCAGAUGUUAAGGAACUAAAAGCAUUUUUAGAAUCUGUGGAACUGACAGAGAGUCAGGAUAUGGAAAGCAUGUGUUCAAUGGACAUGGAUAGCACUUUUGGCAAUGUUACAGAUCUUGAAUUGCACUUACAGAGAUGUCAGCAGCUAUCUGUUACAGUAUUAACAGAUCAUCAGGAUUUGAGUAACACAGAACUGAAAACCAUAACAAACAGCACAGCACCUCAACAGUAUCGCAUUAGAGCAAAGCUGAGAACUUAUAAACCCCAAAAGCUCCAUCAGUCUGUUAAACUUCAUUGUUCCAAAUGCAACUCUUUGCAAGAAGUUCCAGAUAGAGAUGACUUUGACUCCAUUUUACGUGGCUCUGCCAGUACUGCCCCAAACCCAGAAUUACACAGUACAUCCUGGUAUGAAUCUGUAACAUGGACUACACAAGACCAGAAGCAGAGGGAAAUAGCCAUCCAUUUUGUGAAGCAUGAUGAAAUGCUUCAACAUCCUGAAGACACCUUGCUUAUGAUAGAAGGUGGAACUCUGAAAGAAAUCUGGAAGCUUUCAAAAAGAUUUAAGUGUGUUAUUCCUGUGAGAUCCACAGAAGAUGAUCUUGAAUUAUUAGAUCUUUCAGCUCCUUUUCUUCUACAAAGGAAUGUAAAAUAUUAUGGGUGCAAGCAGUGUUCAACUCCAAAGCCUAUGAAGAAUCUAAGUUCCAUUGCAGCAGAACAGCAACCAUCAUGGGAACCAACUGAAAUUGCACAAGUUUUAGGUAUUGAACUGCUCCAGUAUGUUUUUAUUAUGAAGUUUACACUGGUUGAUGAAACAGGAGCACUAAAUGCAUACCUUUUUGAUUAUGAGAAGUUUUUCCAAAUUCCUGCCUCUGAAAUCUUAACUAGUAAUUUUCUUCAGCAAAAGAUGCAGAUGACCAUGGAUACACUCUGCCCUCCAGGAAGAAAACUAGGUGACUUGCCGUGGCUGGAGUGCUUCAUCAGGUCCUAUAAUGUCAGAGACGCAAUGAAAAAUCAAGUUUAUUACCAAAUUUUUGACACUACAGUUGCUGAAGAUGUUGUAUAGUCAUGUGUUGCUAAUUGGAAGUAAUCCAGUAAGAAUCAGUUUCUGGGGGGGGCUGGGAUCAGAGAUUGUAUUUAAAAAAAAAAAUAAAAAAUUGUUGUUCCUAUCUUAGGAAUUUAA